AUUUCAGUUAAUUUUGUUAAAUUUGCUUUAAUGGGUAUAAAAAUUUUGUGAAGUAAAGUCUGUUUUGACCCAAUUAGUUUCUUGAGUUGCUUCAGCUUAAUUUGAAGCAAAACCCACCUUUAGUUAUUCUUGCUUAAUUGGUGAUAUUGGUUUUAGUUCUUUGGUUUGUUGUUUAUAUCUGUGAAGCUAUCACUAUUUUGGGUUAUUUAUUUGAAAAAGAAGACAGUAGUAGUGUAUUUAAAUGUGCUUGUUUGGCUUAGUGAGUAUGUGUAGUUAUAUCUUGUUUGUUAGUGCUGGCAAAAUUGGUUAUCUCAUAGGCAGCUUUGGAAUUUUGAGUGAGUGAGUGAGGAGGUGCGUGCGGUUGGCUUUGGUGGGUAUGAGAAAAGGUAGAGGGGGCCUAAGAAACAUUGGGAGAGGUGGUCAGGCAGGACAUGACGCGGCUGCAACUUACCGAGGAUAUGACCCUUGAUAGGAGUGUGUGAAGGUCAAGAAUUAGGGAAAAGGUUAGUAGGUAGUCGUGCGUAUCUCCAUUUCGGACUGAGGGUAUUAGGGUCUAUAUGGUAUUAGAUUGCUAGUAUAUCAUGUUGUUUUCCUAUUUUCUUCCGCUUCGGUCUCCUAGUACCCUGUUGUUGUUAUUGCUACCGCUUCUUUUCAUCUCCUUCUGACUUUGUGAUUGUUGUUACGAUCUUUUUGGCCUAUUUGUUGAUAUCACUUGUUUCCACCAUGUCUUUUCUCUUUCUUGAGCUUAGGGUCUAUUGGAAACAGUCUCUCUACCUUACCAGGAUAGGGGUAAGGUCUGAGUACACACUACCCUCCUAGACCCCACUUGUGAGAUUCAAUUAGGUUGUUGUCGAUGUUGUUGAGUGCAGAGUAGUAUUUGCCUAUUGACUUAAAAAAGAUAAAUGAUUUACCACUAUUAGGAUGAAACAUGUCAUAGUAGAGUGGAAUGGAUAACAUAGGCUCAUAUAACCGAUCCCAACCCGUUGGGGGUUAAUACCAACUUGAUUUAUUCAAUGCUUGAUCAGAGACGGAUUCAGGAUUUAAAUUCUAUUAGCUAAACUUUUAAGGUUCUUAGCAUUGAGCCCAUUAUAUUUUUAAAAUUAUAGGUUCAGACCUACCAGCUGUUGCAAUUCUAGUGCAAUUUUUCACAUAAAUUUAUGCUCUGCGUCAGAAGUAGUGAGUUCAGAUGAACCUGGUGAUGGAACUCUACAUCCGCCCCUGGUCUUGAUUACUAUAUAUCGUUCGAUCCGAGUCCGUUCCUGUUGCGGGUAACGCAGCUUUGCCACAUUGAAGAAAACAGUGUAAAAGACUGAUAGAUUUGAAUGUUGUUCAUUGAAGUCCUUUGGAUAUAGUACCCUAUUGUUUCAUAGGUAAAUAAGGUAGUUGAGUUCACGAAACUUGUUAUGUGAUAUGAUACAGUUGUUUAUGCUGGAAUCAUAGUGAAUGGAACUCCUUUGAGGCACUUGGCACUCUUUAUUUGCUAUGUACUAACUUCGCCUGUAACAGCACCUUGUCUGCAUUGCCAUAUUGCGGAUCAAAACUAACUUUGAGAUCCUUGACUGAAAAUAAAUAUAGCGUUUAUGAGAUACAUGUGGAUUGUCUUGUAGUUUAACUCCUUGUGGGAAACAUAAAAGAAAACAUGUUAAAGACAACUUCCAAGGAGAAAAUACAUACAUUAUGAUCUCAUGCGUCUACGCCGUACUCUAAGUAUGCUAUGCAUGGUAGUAUUCUUAUGUUCUCUUCUCACAGUUAACUGAUUAUAUAUUUUUGUUCUCUGAUCUUCACUGACUAGGCUCUAGAAAUUCCACAUUGUUAGGUAUUUCUGUUCUUUGAUCUUUCCUAGAUAUCUGAGCUGAGGGUGUAUUGGAAACAACCUCUCUACCUUCACUGGGUAGGGGCUUGCAUACACACUACCCUCCCCAGACCCCACUUGUGAGAAAACACGGGAUUGUUGUUGUUGUUGAUAUCCCCUAGAUUGACUUGAGAAAUUCUACAUGUUUACAGCUUCGCGAGUGUUAAAUUCCAUAGUAGUUGAUGAUGGAAUCACACAGCCCAACAUCUAGUGACAAUUAUGCUGCUGAUAUCUCUUCCAUCAGGGGAGCUCAAGUACGCAUCGAGCCCUUUGUGCACAAAACUCCUGUCCUCACCUCAGAAACUUUAAAUUCUAUUGCUGGAAGAAAGCUCUACUUUAAAUGUGAAUGCUUUCAAAAGGGUGGUGCUUUUAAAUUCCGAGGGGCGUGUAAUGCUAUUUAUUCACUUGAUGAUGAUCAGGCCGCUAAAGGAGUUGUAACUCAUAGCAGUGGAAACCAUGCGGCAGCUCUUGCUUUGGCUGCAAAACUGCGGGGCAUCCCUGCAUAUAUAGUUAUACCAAAAAAUGCUCCAAAAUGCAAAGUUGAGAAUGUCAAACGUUACGGUGGUCAGAUUAUCCGGAGUGAGCCAUCAAUGCAGUCCCGAGAGGAUACUGCAAAUAAGGUGUUGCAAGAUACUGGCGCUGUUCUUAUUCAUCCCUACAACGAUGGGCGCAUCAUAAGUGGGCAGGGUACAAUAUCACUGGAGUUUCUGGAACAGGCUCAAGAUAUUGACACUUUAAUAGUCCCAAUUAGUGGAGGUGGUCUAAUAUCAGGAGUCGCGUUGGCUGCUAAGUCCAUCAAUCCUGCCAUUCGCAUUUUGGCUGCUGAACCAAUGGGAGCAGAUGACGCUUUCCAGUCGAAAAUCAAUGGUAGGAUUACUAAGUUAUCUGAAGUCAACACUAUCGCCGAUGGGCUUCGAGCUUUUCUUGGAGAUCUUACAUGGCCUAUUGUCCGCGAUCUCGUGGAUGAUGUUAUAGUUGUUGAUGAUAAAGAGAUAAUACAAGCUAUGAGACUUUGCUAUGAGAUUCUAAAGAUUGCAGUGGAACCAAGUGGAGCUAUUGGCCUUGCAGCUGUUCUUUCUGAUGGUUUCCAAAAUAAUCCAGCUUAUAGUGAAUGCAGUCAUAUUGGCAUUGUAAUUUCUGGAGGCAAUGUUGAUCUUGGUGUUCUUUGGAAUUCGCUCGAGAAAUAAGAAAUUCCAUAUUCAAUCUUUUCCCUCGCAGGAACCAACUUUCAUAUAUUCAUGUACUGUGCGGAUUCAUCAUAAAUUGAUUAGUUUUACACUUUCAGCCUACCGCAACUGUCUUCUUUAUCCGGGCUUAGGACUGACAAUGUGAGCAAGCUCACAGAUGCAGAGUAGUAGUAUUUAUUGUUAGUUGUAUAAUUGUAUUGUGAAUUUUCACAUCUAAUUCUUGGAUAGGGGUGAAAGUUAGUAUUUA
This is a messenger RNA of Nicotiana tabacum (common tobacco), 3286 nucleotides long. Lineage: Eukaryota; Viridiplantae; Streptophyta; Magnoliopsida; Solanales; Solanaceae. The record is from RefSeq and is a predicted model, not a curated record.